AAGUCAAGAAAGACUCAGAGGCUUUGCUUCUGCCUUAUGUCCUCCAAAAAUGAUGGGUAGCAUCAACAACGUUAUCAUCAACAAGAGAGUAGUUGUUUUAGUAUUUUCUGAUUAUUUAUCACGCUAUUAAGUGUGGAAAGCAAGGUGUAUUGCAUUGGAAUAUUAAUAGUUUUGGAAUGGAUGCAUAAAGUCAAGAAAGACUCAGAGGCUUACCUUCUGCCUUAUAUCCUCCAAAAAUGAUGGAUAGCAUCAACAAGAGAGUUGUUGUUGUAUUUUCUGGGAUUUUGUUUCUGAGUUUGUUGAGUGGAUCUAAUGGGGACACCGUUGGAUUUGGAUACUCCGUUCGAUCGGUCGGUCUCAAUAGCUCCGGCAAGUUCUUGACUGCGAAUCUUCAACUCAUCAAAGCUUCCACCAUUUUUGGUCCUGAUAUACACUGUCUCACCCUUACUGUUAGCCAUGACACAAAAGAUCGUCUGAGAAUCAGAAUCACAGACUCCGAAACCAAACGAUGGGAGGUCCCCCAAGACAUCAUCCCCCGCCAAAUCCAUCAUCCCAAUCCGCACCUCUGCCAUUCCUCCGAAAACGACCUCUCUUCUUCGCCGGAAAGUCACUUCCCGCCUUCGGAAAACCACCUUUACUCCGACCCCAAUUCCGACCUCCUCUUCACUCUCCACAACACCACCCCAUUCGGCUUCACCGUCUCCCGCCGUUCCUCCGGCGACGUCCUCUUCGACACUUCUCCGGCCAAUUCGAAUCCCGAGACGUUCUUGAUCUUCAAGGACCAGUACAUCCAGCUCUCUUCCAGGCUCCCCAAGGAUACAUCCUCUCUGUACGGCCUGGGCGAGCACACCAGGAGCUCCUUCAAGCUCACACCCGGAGAGACUCUGACUCUGUGGAACGCCGGCAUCGGGAGCGUCAAUACUGAUAUGAAUCUUUAUGGGUCGCACCCUUUCUAUCUGGAUGUCAGAUCGCCAUCCGGAAAUAGUCAUGGGGUUUUGCUGCUGAACAGUAAUGGGAUGGAUAUAGUGUAUGGUGGUGAUAGGAUUACGUAGAAGGUCAUUGGUGGAGUCGUUGAUUUGUAUAUCUUUGCUGGGUCGUCGCCGGAAUUGGUUAUGGAGCAGUAUACCGAGCUUAUUGGUCGCCCUGCCCCUAUGCCGUAUUGGUCUUUCGGAUUUCAUCAAUGCCGAUGGGGUUACAAGGACAUUUCUGAUGUGGAGGGUGUGGUUGCUAAUUAUUCCAAAGCUCAAAUUCCUCUUGAAGUUAUUUGGACAGAUAUUGACUACAUGGAUGCAUAUAAGGAUUUCACUCUUGAUUCCAUUAAUUUUCCACUGGAUAAGAUGAAGGGUUUUACUGAAAGAAUUCACCAAAACGGACAGAAAUAUGUGCUCAUCUUAGAUCCUGGUAUCAGUGUGAACAAAACAUAUGAAACCUACUUAAGAGGGAUAAAAGCCGAUGCCUUCAUAAAACGUGAUGGUAUCCCCUACUUGGGGAGUGUUUGGCCUGGAUCAGUCUACUUCCCUGAUUUCUUAAAUCCAGCGGGUGGAACUUUUUGGGGUAACGAGAUCAAGAUAUUUCGAGAUAUUCUUCCCUUUGAUGGUCUCUGGCUGGACAUGAAUGAGAUAUGCAAUUUCAUAACAUCCCCUUCUACACCAUCUUCCAAAAUUGAUGACCCUCCGUACAAAAUCAAUAAUGCUGCAAUCCAGCGAGGAAUUAAUUAUAAAACCGUACCAGCCACAGCUUUGCACUUUGGCAAUAUUACAGAGUACAAUGCCCAUAACCUUUAUGGUCUACUAGAAGCUAAAGCCACAAAUGCGGCCUUGGUUAAUGUUAUUGGUAAGAGGCCCUUCAUUCUUUCAAGAUCUACUUUUGUGGGCUCUGGGAAGUACACAGCACAUUGGACUGGAGAUAAUGCUGCCACAUGGGAUGAUUUGGCUUAUACCAUUCCAUCCAUUUUGAACUUUGGAUUGUUUGGAAUUCCAAUGGUUGGAGCUGAUAUAUGUGGUUACUCCAGAAACACUACUGAGGAGCUCUGCAGACGUUGGAUUCAGUUAGGUGCUUUUUAUCCCUUUGCAAGAGACCACUCUGAGAAAUCUACAAUCCGUCAAGAGCUCUAUCUUUGGGAUUCAGUUGCUGCAUCAGCCAGGAAGGUUCUUGGUCUCCGCUACCGGCUGCUUCCCUUAUUUUACACACUGAUAUAUGAGGCACACAAAAAGGGGACCCCUAUUGCACGACCCCUUUUCUUCUCCUUUCCUCAAGACACCAAAACUUAUGGCAUCAAUUCACAAUUUUUAAUUGGUAGAGGUAUAUUGGUGUCACCUGUAUUGAAGUCAGGAGCAGUUUCUGUUGAUGCAUACUUCCCAGCAGGAAACUGGUUUGACCUCUUUAAUCUCUCCCGUUCAGUGAGUGCACAAUCAGGACAGUAUUUCAAACUUGAUGCACCUCCUGAUCAUAUAAACGCGCAUGUUCUAGAAGGAAAUAUCUUGGCCCUGCAAGGAGAAGCAUUGACAACAAAAGCCGCGCGGAGAACACCAUUCCAGCUCUUGGUUGUCAGCAGUAGCAGCACAAAGAGCACCGGAGAAGUUUUUCUAGAUGAUGGGGAGGAAGUGGAGAUGGGAGGACAGGGAGGGAAGUGGAGUCUGGUGGGUUUUCAAAGCUCAGUUCAAGGGAACAAAGUGGUGGUUGAGUCAAAUGCUGUGAAUGCCGAAUUUGCUUUAUCUCAGAAGUGGAUAAUUGAUAGAAUUACCGCUAUAGGAUUGAAAAAGGCUAAGAGACUGAAAGUUUAUGAAUUAUAUACAAAAUCAGGAAAAAGUUUCGCAAAACAUUAUGGUAUUAAAACUAGCUUUGAUAGCUCUGAUCAGUUCAGCAAAGUAGAGAUGACAGGGUUGUCGUUGCUUAUAGGAGAGCCAUUCAAGAUAGUAUUGAAUCUUGGCUAGCAUAGCAUUAAGAAUUUUCUACAAGGAAUUGUAAUCUAAAAAUAAAUUAAUGACUACAAAUAAUUUACAUCUCUAUUUAUUUUCGGUUGGUUGCCUUUUCUCUUUCUUCUAGUUU
Ziziphus jujuba (common jujube) is the source of this 3048-nucleotide messenger RNA. Its product is annotated as alpha-glucosidase. Gene Ontology annotation, molecular function: carbohydrate binding; hydrolase activity, hydrolyzing O-glycosyl compounds. NCBI's taxonomy places the organism in Eukaryota, Viridiplantae, Streptophyta, Magnoliopsida, Rosales, Rhamnaceae. Gene Ontology annotation, biological process: carbohydrate metabolic process. The transcript is spliced from 5 exons. The record is from RefSeq and is a predicted model, not a curated record.